UUUUUUAAGGUGAUAACCAUAGUAUCAUGAUAUACUAUCCCAGUUCAGCAGGUGGAGGUAUGAAGGAAUUAUUUAGGAAGGUUGGCAACCGAUCCAGUGAAUUCCAUCCAGAGGUGAGAAGAGUGAGGCGUGAAGGCUCCUACAUAUAUGAGGAAUUUAUGCCAACUGGAGGGACAGAUGUUAAGGUGUAUACAGUAGGCCCAGAAUAUGCUCAUGCUGAGGCAAGGAAGUCUCCUGUUGUUGAUGGAGUUGUCAUGAGAAAUCCUGAUGGGAAGGAAGUUAGGUAUCCUGUGUUACUGACACCUGCUGAAAAGCAAAUGGCAAGAGAGGUUUGCGUUGCAUUCCGACAAGCGGUUUGUGGGUUUGAUCUCUUGAGAUGUGAGGGACGAUCAUAUGUAUGUGAUGUGAAUGGAUGGAGUUUCGUUAAGAACUCACACAAGUAUUAUGAUGAUGCUGCAUGUGUGCUGCGGAAGAUGUUCCUAGAUGAAAAAGCACCUCAUCUUUCAUCAGCAAUUCCACCAACUUUACCAUGGAAAUUAAAUGAACCAGUUCAACCUUCUGAGGGAUUAACUCGUCAGGGUAGUGGUAUUAUAGGGACUUUUGGACAAUCUGAAGAACUGCGUUGUGUAAUUGCUGUUAUUCGUCAUGGCGAUAGAACUCCUAAACAGAAGGUGAAGCUGAAAGUUACCGAGGAAAAGCUGCUAAAUAUAAUGUUGAAAUACAAUGGAGGACGACCUAGAUCAGAGACAAAACUUAAAAGUGCAAUCCAGCUGCAAGAUCUGUUAGAUGCCACUCGAAUGCUAGUGCCUCGAACUAGACUAGAUCGAGAAAGUGAUAGCGAGGCCGAAGAUAUUGAGCAUGCUGAAAAGCUUCGUCAAGUUAAAGCAGUACUUGAGGAGGGGGGCCAUUUCUCUGGUAUAUAUAGGAAAGUUCAGCUAAAGCCACUAAAGUGGGUCAAAGUUGCCAAAAGCAGUGGUGAAGGUGAAGAAGAACGACCUGUUGAAGCUUUGAUGGUUCUUAAAUAUGGUGGUGUUCUGACACAUGCUGGCAGAAAGCAGGCUGAAGAACUGGGAAGAUUUUUUCGGAAUAAUAUGUAUCCAGGGGAAGGUACAGGUCUUCUUCGACUCCAUAGUACAUAUCGACAUGAUCUAAAGAUUUACAGCUCUGAUGAGGGUCGAGUGCAGAUGUCUGCUGCAGCAUUUGCCAAAGGUUUACUUGACUUAGAAGGGCAGCUAACACCAAUCCUGGUUUCCCUUGUUAGCAAAGACUCCUCCAUGUUGGAUGGACUUGACAAUGCCAGUAUUGAAAUGGAAGAAGCCAAGGCUCGGUUGAAUGAGAUCAUUACCUCUAGUCCAAAGAUGGCUCAUAGCAAUGGAUCAUCUGAAUUUCCUUGGAUGAAAGAUGGAGUAGGAUUGCCGCCCAAAGCAUCAGAGUUACUUGUCAAGCUGGUGAAAUUGACUAAGAAGGUCACUGAACAAGUAAGACUACUUGCUAUGGAUGAAGAUGAGAAACUUACAGAAAGAAGCUCAUAUGAUGUAAUUCCUCCUUACGACCAAGCAAAGGCACUUGGCAAGACAAAUAUUGACAUUGAUCGCAUAGCUGCUGGAUUACCUUGUGGAAGUGAGGGUUUCCUUCUGAUGUAUGCCCGCUGGAAAAAGCUUGAAAGGGACUUGUAUAAUGAACGGAAGGACCGCUACGAUAUUACUCAAAUUCCUGAUGUUUAUGAUUCAUGCAAGUAUGAUCUCUUGCACAAUGCUCAUCUUAACUUGGAAGGACUGGAUGAGCUUUUCAAAGUUGCUCAGGCACUUGCUGAUGGUGUUAUUCCAAAUGAAUAUGGAAUUAAUCCAAAGCAGAAGUUAAAAAUUGGCUCCAAGAUUGCACGCCGUUUGUUGGGGAAAAUUUUAAUCGACUUGAGGAACACUCGUGAGGAAGCAAUUAGCGUUGCCGAGUUAAAGAGUAACCAAGACCAUGUCUCGUCGGCCUUAAAAACUGAACAGGAUGACACGGAGUCCAAUUCAAAGCUUUUAAAUAAGAAUGAUGAGCCAAGAAGAUCCGCCACUUUCAGUGAUAUUUCAUUGGAUCAAGAUGAUGAUGAUGAUAAAGAGACAAAAUAUCGUUUAGAUCCAAAGUAUGCCAAUGUGAAGACACCUGAGCGCCAUGUGCGAACAAGACUGUACUUCACAUCAGAAUCACAUAUACAUUCUCUCAUGAAUGUAAUUCGUUACUGUAAUUUGGAUGAAUCUCUUCAAGGUGAAGAUAGUCUGGUUUGCCUUAAUGCGCUAGAGCGCCUUUGUAAAACGAGGGAGCUUGACUAUAUGAGCUACAUUGUGCUGAGGCUGUUCGAGAACACAGAGGUGGCUUUAGACGACCCAAAAAGGUUUCGCAUGGAGCUGACCUUCAGUCGCGGUGCGGAUUUAUCCCCCUUGGAGAAGAAUGAUAGUGAAGCAACUUCAUUGCAUCAAGAGCACACCUUACCCAUUAUGGGUCCUGAAAGGCUGCAAGAAGUAGGAUCAUUUCCGUCGUUAGAAAAAGUGGAGAAGAUGUUUCGUCCUUUUGCUAUGCCUGCAGAAGACUUUCCUCCCCCAGAAACACCUGCUGAGUUCCCGACCUAUUUUCCUAAGAGCGUGCUUGAGCGCCUGGUAAAUUUCUGGCCUUUCCACAAGCAUGCCAACUCUAAUGGCAAGUAGCUACUUGGAUUAUUUCUCAUCCAACGAACCCUCCUCCAAAAAAAGUAAAAAAAAAAAAAAACCCCUUUUAUCUACUCUUUUAAUUUUACAAUUUCUGAAUGUUCGCCCUUUUUUUUGCGGCGAGGGUCUGAGACGUUAAUUUGAAUAGAAAUCAAAAUUGGAGAAGGCACGUUUUAUGGAAAGAAAUCAAUUGUCUUUGCUGAAAUUAAAUUCUAUCAAUGCAUCAUUUCGGCGUAACGCUAAUCUUGUGAUUAUAUAGUUUUCUUAAUA
Molecule: messenger RNA, 2957 nt
Organism: Neltuma alba
Lineage: Eukaryota; Viridiplantae; Streptophyta; Magnoliopsida; Fabales; Fabaceae
Product: inositol hexakisphosphate and diphosphoinositol-pentakisphosphate kinase VIP2
Exons: 24
Coding region: 27-2687 (886 amino acids)
Biological process (GO): inositol phosphate biosynthetic process; inositol metabolic process
Molecular function (GO): inositol hexakisphosphate kinase activity; 5-diphosphoinositol pentakisphosphate 1-kinase activity
Source: RefSeq, a predicted model, not a curated record